AUGGACAAAGAAUUAGAGGAAAGUUCUACAGUUUUGUUAGCUAUGGGAAUUGAAGUUGCAAAAACUGAAAUUCUGGAAAACAAGCAGCGUGCUGACAUGGCUUUAUCAGAGACCCAAAAGAUGGCAUUUGCAACUCAGAGAUGGGAACCCGUGAAGAGGCAAGGAAAACUGCCAAUGCAGCAUGAGAACGCGGUAGGAAGGACUGAUAGAACGCAGUUCUCAUUGGUGAUGGGUGUCUUCAUAGGAUUGAAUGAAGCUAGACUUUCCUUUCAUUACUAUGAGACUACAUGUCCAGAUGUUGAAAACAUAGUGAGGCAAGAACUGACAAGUAUUUUUAUGAAUGAUGCAACAGCUCCGGCUUCCUUUCUAAGGCUUCUGUUCCAUGAUUGCCAAGUUCAGGGAUGUGAUGCAUCAAUCCUGCUUGACUUUGAUGAAAUUGGCAAGACGUCUGAAGCAAUUUCUUCCAAAAACUUUGGGAUCAAUAAGCGAGAAAUGAUAGACAGAAUAAAAUCUGUCGUAGAAAUGGUGUGUCCGGGACAGGUAUCUUGUGCAGAUAUCAUUGCUUUAGCAGCCAAGGAAUCUGUAUCCUUCUCGGGAGGACCUCGCAUUCAUAUCCCUUUUGGCAGAAAAGACUCCACAACCUGUAGUCACCGACAGGCUGAUAUUCGUCUUCCUACACCCGGUAUAAGCAUUGAUGAUUUUUUCAAUAUAUUCACGACCAAAGGAAUGAACCUUGAAGAAUCCGUCUCAAUGUUAGGUGCACACACACUUGGUGUUGGACACUGCCUAAACAUUGUGGAAAGAUUGUAUGAUCCAAAACCAGAUGACUGGAUGGACUUCAGGUUUGGAGCUCAAUUAAGAUUCAACUGCCCCAAUCCAUUUCCUCUAACAAACCUUGCAUUGGUGCCCAAUGACAUAACCCCAUUUACAUUUGAUAACCAGUACUACACAGAUGUUCUGAUGGGCAGAGGCUUGUUUGUCAUUGAUUCCAACAUUUCCAGAGACCCUCGCACUGCACCCAUUGUCGGAAAAUUCGCGGCUGAUCAGAAUUACUUCUUCCAAGUUUUCUCCUCCGCGUUUAUAAAACUCUCUGUCACCAAUGUUCUUACUGGAAAGAAUGGUGAGGUGAGGAGGCAAUGUAACAGAGUAAACUCAGAUCUCUGA
Molecule: messenger RNA, 1164 nt
Organism: Cornus florida
Lineage: Eukaryota; Viridiplantae; Streptophyta; Magnoliopsida; Cornales; Cornaceae
Product: peroxidase 29-like
Exons: 4
Coding region: 1-1164 (387 amino acids)
Biological process (GO): response to oxidative stress; hydrogen peroxide catabolic process
Molecular function (GO): peroxidase activity; heme binding
Source: RefSeq, a predicted model, not a curated record